CGGAAUAAUCCGGAAAUAUCCGAGAGAGGGAACGUUGCAGACGCCAUAUUCGGCAAUCGUAAACACAAGUAAAUUCGUGUUUUUAAAGACCGUGACAGUCGUUAGUAAGAUGUGAUAUUCUUGUUCAAAUGAGCAUUUCAGUAUCCUGGCCUUUGUACCAAACCCUGCUUGUGAGGUUUGGAGCAAAAUGAUAAAACAGAACAUGAGGUGGAAAAAAGGAUAACCUAACACACAGAAAGAUGGAUUCAAAUGAAGGCAAACAAGAUGAAGGAUUAAAAAGCACCAAAAGUAAUGGGGGUGGGAAAGAUGGUGGGAAAGAUGGUAAACGAGAAGACAUUGGCACUAAGGCUGGUCGAGACAGUAAAGAUGCAGGGAAGGAUGUGAGUGACAGGAGACAAGAUGAUUAUCCAUCCAAAACUAGCAGCAGAGAUGGAGGAAAAGAUAGAGGGAGGAUGGGAAAUGGUGAUCGAAGGAAGGAUCCUCCUCCCCACAAAUCUGUGAGAAAGGGUGCAGGUGAUGGACCUGGGGACUACAGAGAUAGUCGAGACAGAUAUGAUGACUACUAUGAUCGGAGAAGUUCUGGCCAAGGCAGACCACCACCAGAUCGGGGUGACCGAAGGCAAGAUUCAAGAAAAGGCAGCAACUUUGUGGGAAAACCAGAUAAACUAGAUAAAAAAACAAGUACACCAAACAAUGUAAGUAAACCAAAGGAUGUCAAAACUCCAGCCAAGAUUGAACAGGACAGAAAGGCUCAGAAAGAGAAAGAAGAAGAGGAGAAAAAGAAAAAGGAAGAAGAAAAGAAGAAGAAUGAAGAAGAAAAAAAGAGGAAAGAAGAGGAGGAAAAACAGCUAGCUGAACAGAGGAGGGUUGAGGAAGAAGAGAGGAAGCUCAAGGAAGAAGAAGAAAGAAAGAGGCUUGAAGAGGAAAGGGAAAAACAGCAGUUGGAGGAUGAAAAGAAACUGUUAAAAGACUACAUAGAAGAAACCAGAGAAAAACUGACAGCAAGAGUAGCUCUGAGAGAGAAGAAUGUUGCUGCAGCUGAAAAUAGGCCUGAUGAGUCUUUCUUUGGGAAACUCGAUUCAAGCUUGAAAAAGAAUACAGCAUUUGUGAAACGACUGAGGAACAUGACAGAAUCACAGUUCGAAGGCUUAAUCAAGGAUUUUGGAAGUCUGAACCUGACCAAGUACAUAGGGGAAGCUGCAUCUGCCCUCGCUGAGGUGAAACUGAAGAUGUCUGACGUACAGUCGGCAGUGCAGCUGUGCAGCCUGAUGCAUCAGAGAUAUGCUGAGUUUACUCCUGCACUGCUGGAGAACUUCCAGAAGUAUCUGCUGAACAAGAAGGAUGAGAAGAUUUCAAAUCUAAGCAAGUAUCGUGUGGAUCUCCGUUUCUUCGCGGAACUGAUAUCUGUGGGCGUGUUCUCCCUGAAGGAAGGUCUGCCAGUGUUGGCCAAUCAACUGUCAAUACUGGUGAACAACGACAAGGAUGAGCACAAUAACCUGUCCAUCAUCUCCAGCUUCUGUAAACACUGUGGGGAUGACUUUGUUGGUAUCAUGCCAAGGAAGAUCAGGUUGCUUUCUGAGAAGCAUCAUGGAGCAGAGAUUAUGAAAAGCAAGUUGCUGCCUCCUGAACGCCAGAAAGCUUGCAGGAACUUGCUGAAAGACUACUCCAGUUCCCUGAUGAAACACCUCAUCAAAGACCACAAGGAGCUGAAGGGCAUGGAAAGACAAAACCGAAGAAUCCUACAGACCAAAGGUGAACUGAGCACUGAGAGACGUGAUGGGUAUGAGAAUGCCUUGACAGCAUACCAGAAGCUUCACACAAGUGCAGCAGUUCUAGCUGAUCUACUAGAUGAAGACUUACCUGACCUUCCAGAUGAAGAUCUAAAACAAGAUGAAACCGGAGGAAUGUUUGAUUUUUUCAGUCCUAUGAAAGGAACUGAGGUACUGUACCAUAUGAAGGGAGACUGCACUUUGUUUGAAGAUGAAGACACAAGAACAUUCUAUGAAUCUCUCCCUGAUCUGAGAUCAUUCAUUCCAGGGAUAUUGUACAAAGACAGUGAGCAGUCUUCAAGUAAAGAUGCAACCAAGGAACCUGAUCCAGUGCUAGAAGAAGUUGACCUGGAGUGCCUUGAGGUGGAGGACCUGGAGGUAGAGCUGGAAGAGAAGCUAGAUGAGAAACUGGUGAUGGCUGAUGGUAGCAGCAGUGGAGGUGAAGAUAAGGACAGUAGUGUCAGGGAGGAAAUGGCAGAGGAUUUAGGGGAGGACAGGUCCUUCAUACCACCUGAAGCUGAGGAAGAUGAUGGUGAAACAGGAACAUUGAUGAAGACACAGUUUGAAGCAUACUUGCAGUCCUUGCCCAACUGUGUAAACAGAGAUCUCAUUGACAAGGCAGCAAUUGAAUUUUGCAUGAACUUCAACACCAAAUCAAACCGGAGGAAGCUUGUUCGAGGAUUGUUUACUGUGCAUCGGACAAGGUAUGACCUGUUGCCCUUCUAUGCCCGGCUGGUUGCCAUUCUGAACCCCUGUAUGCCGGAUGUGGCCACAGAUCUGGUGCAGUACCUGAAGGGAGAUUUCAAGUGGCAUAUUAAAAAGAAAGACCAGAUCAACAUUGAAUCCAAACUAAAAACUGUCAGAUUCUUAGGAGAACUUGUGAAGUUCAAGAUGUGUCCAAAAGUAGAGGUCUUGCACUGCUUGAAGAUGCUGAUGUUUGACUUCUCCCACCAUAACAUUGAGAUGGCCUGUGCUCUCCUGGAGUCCUGUGGCCGAUUCCUGUACAGAUCUAUGGACUCACAUCACAGGACGAAAGCAUAUCUGGAUGUAAUGAUGAGGAAGAAGGCUGCUCUUCACCUGGACAGUCGCUACACAACAAUGAUAGAGAACGCCUACUUCUACAGCAACCCACCAGAUUUUCAGCAGGUGACUCGUAUCGAGAGACCUCCCAUGCACGAGUACAUACGCAAGCUCCUCUACAAAGACCUAUCUAAAAUUACUACUGAGAAGGUGCUGAGACAGAUGAGAAAAUUAGACUGGGACGAUGUAGCUAUUGCCUUCUACACAACCAAGUGUCUGACAGCAGUGUGGAACAUCCGCUACAACUCUGUACACUGUGCUGCCAAUCUGCUGGCUGGACUUGCACCUUAUCAUGAGCAUGUUGCUAUUCAGGUUGUAGAUGGUGUAUUGGAGGAUAUUAGACUAGGAAUGGAGGUGAACCACCCAAAGUACAACCAGAGGCGUGUUAGUUGCGUCAAGUACCUGGGAGAGCUGUAUAACUACCGCAUGGUGGAGUCAGCUGUCAUCUUCAAGACUCUCUACUCUUUCAUCACAUUUGGCAUUAGCUUGGAUGAAAAUCCUACUCCCUUGGAUCCUCCUGAGCACUUGUUCCGAGUGCGGUUGGUGUGUACCCUCCUGGAGACGUGUGGUCAGUACUUCGACAAGGGAUCCAGCAAGAAGAAACUUGACUGCUUCCUCGUAUACUUCCAGAGAUACUACUGGUUCAAGAUGAAGAACCAGAUCUGGACAGUGCAUCGUCCAUUCCCACAGGAUGUGAAGAACUUAGUGAAGGACACUCUGGAGAUGAUCCGACCCAAGCUGAAGAUUUAUGUCAGCUGGGAGGAAGCUAUCAAAGCUGCAGAGGAUAUUGAAAAUGAAUACAAGACCAAGAUUGCUAACCUGUUGCCAAUCAUUGAGACUGGUGAUGAGAGUGAGGUGUCAGAGGAGGAGGGACUGACUCCAAUACAAGAGACUGACGAAGAAAUUGAAGAACUUAGCCAGAGCUUGUCUCAGUCACGUCUUGAGGAUGGCACAGAGUCCAGUCAGGAUGACCAGAGUGGUCAAAGUCACAGCCAGACUGGAAGUCAGACAAGAGACGGCGAGGAUGAGAGUGACGACAGUGAUAGAGAUGAGUUCCUUGAGUCUGCUGGAGAGGAUGAGACAGAAGACCAGAUAACUUUGGUGACUGGUGCUCCAAAACGCAUUGUAUGUCAAGAAGAUGAUGACUUCAUGACUGCCUUUGACAAAAUGAUGUCUGAAAAUAUUCAGGCUCGUGCCCAGGAAUCUCUGAAGGUUCCCCAGCUUGACAUUGCUAUGCCUGUUCACCUGCGAAGCAAGACUAAGAAGACUGUUCCAGGCACUGGCACAGGUGUUACACAGCCUGUUCCUGAAGUGGAUACAGCCAUUAACUUUGUAUUGAUGACAAGGAAAGGCAACAAAGCACAGUUCACAAACCUGAAUGUACCAAUAUCUGCUGAGUUUGCUGCCAAAUUCAAAGAAAGAGAACAGGCAGAGAAGAUGGAGAAGGAAAAGAUGAAGCAGGUUGUGUUGGGCAUACAGCAGAGGCAGGAGGAGGAGGACUAUCAGGAAAUGAUGGCCUCCCUCAACAGACCAGUGCCUGUAAACACAAAUCGUGAGCGUCGUAUCCGAUACUCUCAUCCCAAGGGAGCCCCUGAUGCAGAUCUCAUCUUUGGCUCUAAGUGAGUUUGAAUGUCUCGCAGUCUCAAUGGUUUAUCUAGAUCACAGAAAACGCUGAGAAUAAGUGGAGCAUGGUCUUACACAAUGACCAGGAACCAAUCCAGUGCUCCGAGCCAGACAACAACCAACCGACCAGAGAAGGGAUGGAGCGGCCAGUCAGAGGGCUAGGAUGGUGAAAGAGUGGCAACUACCUAUAACUGGUUUCUAUGGCAGUGACUGCAGUAGGCUCAAGGAAACAUGCAAACACUUCAAAUGAUCAUUGUAUUCAGACAGGAAUUUACUCUCUUUGUGUUCAAGCAAAUUGACUAAGACAUGAUUCAUCUCAAAAACAUGAUUCAUCACAAGACCUCACUUCUACCUUUGAGUAUGAGAACUGAAGACUGGAUUUGCAAAGUAACCAACCACUGGGUCAUAAUUGCUCCAUCUUAUAAGCCAUCUUAAGACAGAUGAUAAACCUCAAUAAGUUUGGAAAUUAAUGUGGUUGUAGACACCUGCAAAUGUGUUUUAAGCAUGAUACCCUCCAGGAGAGGAUAAUAAAGAUGUUUUAAAUGAUCAAACUUAACAACUGUGAUUUAAGUUAUAUCCCUGUGCUAAAGAGAUAUUAGCCUGUUAAAUGAUAUAUUUCAAGUGAUGAAUUCAAAGAUGUUUGUCCCUUUGUGAUGUUAAAACUUUCUAUUUUUGAUAUGGUUCAUUUUCACAAGUUGUUUCAUUACAUGUCAUGCAGCGUUAACAAACAUUUACAUAUACUAUGCUUUUUUUAUUAGCAAGGUAUAAUCUGUUCUGCCAGCUGAUUCAGUGAAUGUUUUAUGAAAAUGGGAAAAGUAUAAAGGAUUGGCUUAAUUUUACUUGUUUACUUUCUCUACAGUUUUGCCUAACCACAAGUAAAAAUGUUUAUUUUAGCUUUGUACAUCAUUUUAGACAGUUUAUGAAUACAUGACAAAAGAUGAUUGUUGCUUUCAGUUCUAGCCUCUAUUCAGUGAUAUGAUAUAGGGUUGCUAUCUUACAGAUUCAAAUUAGUUUGAAAUCUAAGAUUAGAUUUUAACUUAACAUUAUGAAAUAAACAUUGAAAUGAUUUAUUUAGAUUAUUUUAAAAUGUUACAACCGAAAAAAAUCCAUGAUUAUUUUAUUGGUUUUAUUUAUCAGCCAAAACUAAGUGAAGGUGAAAUUUUGUCCUACUUUUAUGUUUUCUGGUGGAAGGUAUUACUUAAGCCUUGACUGUGAAGCAUAUCAUGGUUGUCUUUGACUCUCUUACAGCUAUGUAUGUUUCCAUAUAAGGCAUCUAUGUUUACUUACUUGGUUUGUGAAUUGGCCAACCCAAACUUUUACAAAUACACAAAAUAAUAUCGUUCUUAAUGGUAUGUCAAUGUGGGAAGGGAAAUAAUCCUGCAGAUUCUCAACUCAACUGAGAAAUUGAAAAAAAUGUUUUUAGGCAUAUGUUUAAAUUUCAGUUGUGACAACCAGCCCUGUCUGGGUUUUGGAAAAAAUGUGAACCAAGUUAGUAAAUCUAAGAGGCCUAAGAAGCUGAACACUGAUUAGCUUCAGUAGUUGUACUACAUGUACCGGUAGGAAUUAUUGGGGAGUGAUGGGGGGAAGCAUGGGCCCUUUCGCAGGGUGAGACAUCAAGUCUGAUACUUUCCAGCACAGUCUUACUUGGUGUUCUUAGCCACUUGAAACAGUGAAAUAUACUUAAUUACAAGGAGUAUAUAUUAAGUUACUAUUGUUAAACUUUAAUUGGUAUGUGGACUAAGUUACAUGUCCAGAAUAAAAUCAUUUGUCUUUCACUGGUUGUAAGACUAUGCCAGGAAAAUAACAGACUUGAUUCUUUUUGCCAUUUGCAGGUGCAAAUAAAGAAAGUGGUUGCACACA
Molecule: messenger RNA, 6332 nt
Organism: Haliotis rubra (blacklip abalone)
Lineage: Eukaryota; Metazoa; Mollusca; Gastropoda; Lepetellida; Haliotidae
Product: regulator of nonsense transcripts 2-like
Exons: 41
Coding region: 240-4472 (1410 amino acids)
Biological process (GO): nuclear-transcribed mRNA catabolic process, nonsense-mediated decay
Cellular component (GO): cytoplasm; exon-exon junction complex
Molecular function (GO): RNA binding; protein binding
Source: RefSeq, a predicted model, not a curated record